AGCUACCACAGCGUUUGCUCAGUGCGCGUGCGCGACUUUUCCCACGACUUGUCAUCACUGUCAGGGAUCUGACAUCACUGCUGCCAGGAUGCUUCCGAGCAAGGAACACGUAAACAAUGUCUUGUUCGUUUACAGUAACGUGAAAUGAAUGAAAUAUUUAGUAAAAUGUCCAAGGAAUUUGUAACUGUCGAUGGCAAUGUGAAGAAGAUUCAAAAGGAGAAUCUAACACCAUAUAAAAUAGCAACUGCCAUCUUAAUUAGAGAGUAUUGCAAUGAAACAACAAAAGCAAUUGUAGAAAGACGUGACUUUUGUUUAGCUUCACUGAAACUCAUUCAGUCAGCAGACAUGGAGCUAAAUAUCCUGUUGAACUUAUUAUAUUCUCCAGAAUAUGUUUUACAUCGAUUUGCAAAUCAGUUGGAAGUAGAAUUGGAUAUUUUAUGUAGUAAAGGAGUUGAUGGAUUGUUGGAUCUAUUUAAUAGUCUUUAUCGAUUAAUAGAAAACAAGGAACAUGCACUUGCUUUAUCAAUAUUGAGUAGGAACUCUGUUCUUGGCCUAUAUAUUCGUAGAAUACGUAUUUUUUUUGAGAAAUUGCCUUUUAAUCAAGUCGUUGCACUUUAUAAUGAUCUAAAAAAAUAUGUUGAGAGAAAAAUUCGUAAUUCCAGAGACUCUGAUAUCUCUAUAAUUUCCAAGCAAGAAGAUUAUGAAACGAAUAAAGCAAAAACAGUCUGGGGUGGAAGACAGGCAGAGUUACUUGUGGCACAACAAGCUCAUGCCUUGCAAACUGACGAGCAUAAAGCAGUGCCACCGGCAGAAUUGCAAGCUCUUGUUCAAGAUCUUUUGAAGUGCAGUCCUUAUUAUGCAGAUGCACAUUAUUUGAGUUACUUAAACUGUAUUCGCGUGAACGACUUUUGCGGAGCAGUGGAUAGUCUUUAUCACUGUUUUGAUAGGAUGGCACCUCUGGAAAACCGAUCCGCGCCUGAAGAUAGAUCUCGCACUUUCAGAUACGCAGCACUCAACUUGGCUGUUUUACAUGCCCAAUUUAAUCACAAAGAAGUGGCGCAAUAUGCUUUAAAAGAAGCAAUUACACUAGCUCAAGAAGCCGGAGAUAAUGUGUGUCUGCAGCUUGCACAUUCUUGGAUGUAUUACUUGACCAGCGAAGAAAAAGGGCCUCUUAUAGAACGCUCAGUAGGCAAAGCGAGUAUGCUCGGCAUUACGCAUACGACAGGUAUGAGUCUCAUUUCACACGCGCACAACUCUGCCCUGGAAGCAAAAAAUCCUCCUCAAGUCUUCGAGACGCUAAUUAAAUCGGACGUGUUAAAUUGUCAGCACUCGAUGUCUGACUUGAUGUCCAUCACUUUCGCAGAGAAGUCUGCGUUAUGGGCAUAUUAUGGCAAGACAGAAAUGGCCUCGCUUUGCGCUCAGCUGUUGCUCCUUCACAACACUGGCGACAAGAAACAACACAUGUUCAAUGGGCCGUCCACGUGUCAGGCGAUUGUCACUAUUGCGAAUAUGUUGAUCGAAUUUGGUGAAUAUACGCUCAGCGACGUCGUACUGGCCCAUGCCAAGGAGAGAUUUCCUAACGAGCCCUGCAACAAAAUCUGGAUGCUGAGCGAACAGCUGCAUUUGUUCACGCAAUUAAUGAGACAAGAAAAAUGGAGCGAGGCAGAAGCAGCAGCCCGAAAUAUUUCCAGCUUAGAUCAGUUAGAAUGCACGUUCAGAUUAGCGGAAGUUUGCUUGGCGAAAGGUGAUUAUCCGAAGGGACUGGAGUACAUCAGCAUUAUUGAGGAGCAUUCGGAUGUGACUUCGCCGCAUAAAAUACGCGCCAUACUUCUCUCCAGCCAGAUAACGUGCGCUUCUUCCUUGUUAGGAAAUGGAACAGCUGCCACCAAUUGCAUAGUGCGCCUGAGUUCGGCUUUGGAGUUGGCCACGCAGAAUUAUCUGUCCUACUAUAAAGCGCUCGUUAAGAUGCAUCUUGCUAACGUACAAUUGCUGAUGGGCUUACCCACGUUAUCCCUGAAUAUAGUAGAAGACGCCAUACCCACGAUACUGGGUCACGGUGGCUGUUACGACCAAGGUCAAGCGUUUGUAUUGUACGGCAAGUGCUUGUUAGCCUCGGCACCAGAGAAUCCUUUCGAAGCGCGGAAGGAAGCAAUCCUGAGCGGUAUAAAAGCGCUAUCGAAGGCGCUGGCGCGAUUCACCAAAGUGAAAGCCAUCGCCAGGGUUAAAAAUAUCUUGUGCUUGCAAGCCGUAUUUUACAACGAGAUCAACCUUCUGCCCGAACGGAAUCAGUGUGCUUUCGAGUUUCGUCAGUUGGACGAACAAUACCUAACGACACCAGGCAAUCCGUCUUUAUAUUAAAAAUUGUAAGAUGGUUUUGCAUAAAAAUAAAAAAGAUGUCA
Harpegnathos saltator (Jerdon's jumping ant) is the source of this 2399-nucleotide messenger RNA. It is a transcript of the gene ida, whose product is annotated as anaphase promoting complex subunit 5 ida. Lineage: Eukaryota; Metazoa; Arthropoda; Insecta; Hymenoptera; Formicidae. Gene Ontology annotation, cellular component: anaphase-promoting complex. Gene Ontology annotation, biological process: positive regulation of mitotic metaphase/anaphase transition; protein K11-linked ubiquitination; anaphase-promoting complex-dependent catabolic process. The record is from RefSeq and is a predicted model, not a curated record. Bases 145 to 2358 code for a protein of 737 amino acids. The transcript has 11 exons.